AUGGCAACAACAAAAUCAGAAACUGCUCAAACAAGCCUUCUCCUUCAACAACAACUUAAAGAUCUGUUGAAGCAUCCAGUGGAAGGUUUCUCUGUGGGUUUAGUAGAUGAAAACAACAUAUAUGAAUGGAGUGUUAAUAUAAUAGGACCAAUGGAUACUCUCUAUGAAUGGGGUUGUUUUAAUGCAAUCAUGAGGUUUCCUGAAGAAUACCCUUUUCGUCCUCCAUCAUUAAAUUUUGUUUCAGAGAUGUGGCAUCCUAAUGUUUAUCCUGAUGGUGAAGUUUGUAUAUCAAUACUUCAUCCUCCUGGUGAAGAUCCUAAUGGCUAUGAACUUGCUAGUGAGAGAUGGUCACCUGUUCAAACUGAGCUUGGAGUGUCCGCCGCUGGUCGAGGUGAGCUUGGAGUGUCCGCCGCUGGUCGAGGAGAGCUUGGAGUGUCAGCCGCUGGUCCAGGAGAGCUUGGAGUGUCCACCGCUGGUCGAGGAGGUUAG
Molecule: messenger RNA, 489 nt
Organism: Macadamia integrifolia
Lineage: Eukaryota; Viridiplantae; Streptophyta; Magnoliopsida; Proteales; Proteaceae
Product: ubiquitin-conjugating enzyme E2 7-like
Exons: 2
Coding region: 1-489 (162 amino acids)
Biological process (GO): protein polyubiquitination; ubiquitin-dependent protein catabolic process
Molecular function (GO): ubiquitin conjugating enzyme activity
Source: RefSeq, a predicted model, not a curated record